This is a messenger RNA of Cetraspora pellucida, 531 nucleotides long. Lineage: Eukaryota; Fungi; Glomeromycota; Glomeromycetes; Diversisporales; Gigasporaceae. The record is from the annotation of a GenBank genome assembly.
AUGCUAGAUGAACCCAACACUGAAUUACCCGCAAAUCUUACCGUACCAUCUGGAAACUGUUUUCAAUUUUUACUAUAUGGUUCUGGUGUUCAACAAUACCAAUGUCUUAUAAAUAAUGGUACACCUCAAUGGUCACAAGUUGGUCCGGACGCUUAUUUAAUUAAUGAUAUCAAAAAAGAAUCAUUUACUUCUAAAUAUGAAGUUGCUCAUCAUUAUUUUCAACCAACGCCUGUAAAUGGUGGCAGAAUUACUUGGCAGUCCAUUGUUAAGAAAGAUGACUCUUUAGUUAUUGCGAAAAUAAUCGCUUCAUCACCUUCUCCCAAUGGUUCUGGAAAUGUUCCAUGGCUUCAAACUCAAGCAACCUCCAAUCAAGGAAAUGGAAGGUUUUCGAAUAUUACUUAUGUUCUUCGAAUUAAUACCAAAGGUGGUGUUGCUCCUUCAGUGGAUCAAUGCGGAUCAACUUAUCAAAAUAGUCAAACAGCCGCUAUUAAUUAUACUACCGAAUAUUGGUAUUUUUCUACUUGUACAUAA